Messenger RNA from Symbiodinium pilosum, 1157 nucleotides. The record is from the annotation of a GenBank genome assembly. Lineage: Eukaryota; Dinophyceae; Suessiales; Symbiodiniaceae.
GUUUUCGGCGAAGAGCAGCUAGUGCCGACCGUCGACCUAUCUGCCUACCAGCGGAUGGGUGCCAAGGUGAAGGUACAGAAGCAGGAGGAGCUUGAUGCCCAACUCCGAGACCGCGGCUGUGCAGCGCUGCGCUGCCAUCGAGUCGAUGGUCUCAUCGCAGAGGUCUUAGAACUAGCGCGGCAGGAGUUCCGAGAGCGCAUGGCUAAUGUGGACGAUUGGGGCUGGCGUGGCUUCGGCUGCGGCUGGGUCUUUCCAAGGUCGGCAGAGAUGUACAGCCAUCCGCACUACUUGGCCUUCGUUCGAGAGGACGGAUCGACUGACCCACCGGACGCACCCUUCCGUUUGGACAGGCUAUUGGCAGGCCUCCAGAGGCACAUACUCCCUUACCUGGAGGAUGUGCUUGAGCAUGGCCUCAACUUCGCGCCGGGUUCCCUCGCCGGGGCUUUGCAGAUUACCACUGCCAUUGCCCAUUACUACCCAGAUGCCACCAAGCAGGAGACGCUGCUAACGCAUGCAGCCUUCCAUUGCGACGACUCGUUUUUGACUUUGAACCUUGAGACAAAUCGCGGCAUUCACGGGCUACAAAGUGGGCCCGAAGGACCGCAGAUCCGACGUUUCCGAUAUGACGACGAGGCGAACUCGUCGGUGAUUAACUUGUUUGUGGGCGGCUACCUGCAGUCUCUCUCCCAAGGACGUUGGCGAAGUCUGCUUCAUUCAGGCUCUAAUCCCAGUGAUGAGGACCGGCUGUCACUAACCCUCUUUCUUGGAAUCCCGCAGCUGCAUGAGGCGGCGAGGGCACAGCAUGAAGGCACUCGCGGUGAGCAGGAGCAGCAGGUCUUCAACUGGUUUGGGGCUGUCCAGCACAUGGACGAGUGGUCGGCCGGCGCUCGGUUCGACGAGAUACAGGACAUGUAUACCCACGGGGAUGGCUUUCACGAGUCGGUCCAACAUCUGCUGAACAGGCCCAGGCCUCCCCCCUCAAAGACACGAGCGCGACAUUGGCAGGCGAUUGCCAAUGCCCGCGCCAAGCUCCGCCGCGCGCCGGCCUUGACAGCCGCUGCCACGUUCUGCGCCCCGGGUCUGGCAUCCCCCACAGCGGCGCAGUCCUUCUCCGCCUUGGCGGCAGCGGCGGCCAUGGCGGCUCUACGACGAAGAGG